Molecule: messenger RNA, 1995 nt
Organism: Sycon ciliatum
Lineage: Eukaryota; Metazoa; Porifera; Calcarea; Leucosolenida; Sycettidae
Exons: 7
Coding region: 152-1084 (310 amino acids)
Source: RefSeq, a predicted model, not a curated record
AGUGUAUUCCGCUACCCAUGCUAGUUGCCUACUCUGGUAGAACGAUAUCUAAUAUUAUGAUAUUGGACUAUUACAUGUAGCACCAAGUGUGUUCUGCACUACCUGUAUUUGCUGUUGAUGUUUACUGUGCUGUGUGCUCUGUGUCCAUGCUAUGAAAUCUGCUUCUCCGUCAUGGAACAUUACAGGAAAUUUAGGAGGCAAGCUAGCCACGUAUCUAAUCAGCACCAAACAGUUUGACCUUUUCCUGGUGGACGUCCACGAAAAGUCCAAGAUCAAGCAUGAUAUUCACAUUCCCAUCGUGGAGUAUAUCCAAGCGGAUCUGCGCACACAGCAGUCAACGUGGACAAGGCGAUUGCGACGCACCGACGUAGUCAUUCAUUUUGCCUGUGCCAACUCGCAGCCGGAUGCCACCUGGACGGAUGCGGCCGCUAGCAUGGAUAUCACUUUCAAUGUACUUUUGCAGGCGGCCAAGGCGCGGGUUGGUCGUGUCAUUAUUGCUAGUUCCUGCCAUGUAGCUGGUGGCUGGAAGGAUCAGGGAGGCAUGAAACUGGCCCAGGACGGCUCCAACGCAUUGCCUGGCUCAUGUGAGCCAUAUGUCGGGAUGAUGUAUGCAGCUGGGGACAAGUUUGUGGAUUCUACAGCAUACGCGUCACCCCACUUUGCAGCUGAGCGGCUUGCCUCGUCACUCGCAGCAACAUUUUCAGAGACCUCAUUUGUAGCCAUCCGGAUUGGGUCCUGUGAGCGUGGUGAGAACCGCCCCGGCUCGACUUCUCCUUCUGGCCAACUAUCAGAUUCAGACCAGUCACGGGAAUCAUUAUGCCAUCCUGGCUCAGGCUCGGCCCUCGAUGACCCAGGUGUAAUCGACGACUGGUUCCGCAGUAUGUGGCUAUCAGAUGAGGACUUCAUUGGGCUGUUUAGAAAGUGCAUUGAGUGCUCGUUGGAGGAUACGAAAGGCAGUUGCCUUAUUAUGAAUGGUGUGUCCGCCAAUGGUGGAAGCCGGUGGCUGCCGGAUGCUAGCAAACCGCCAGUCGAGUUUCAAGCGCGCAGCGACAGUAGUACUAGUAGCAGUAGCGACGACACCUAGCCAGCAGAGCCGGCGCUGCUAUUUGCUACUGGAUCCAAAUGAUUUGCUAUGACCUCUUCGGUGGUAUGCCUGCGAAAUGUGUGUGCAUGCGUGUUCGUGUGCGUGUGCUGUACAGCACGGAUCACUUGAGGUAGUUAUUUUCUUGCUUGAAGAAUUCGUCAGCUAAAAAGAUAUUUACUCCAGCAUCAAUUUACAUUUUACUUCAUCGCCAAUCCGCCAUUAUUUUCAUCAGGAGAGGUUGGGGAUAAAACAUAACCCUUUCGUCAUCGUCAAGACUUUCAUCAGGGAUAUUAUUUUGCCAAUAGUAUGUUUCUAGCUGAGUGUACGCACCACUGUUGCUGUGGCAUGCAUGAUAAUGAUGACUAUGGCUUGUAAUGUGAUGUUCUUCCUGAAAGUCCCAAUCCGUCUUCGAGCUACAGACUACUAACAUCUCUAGUCUAUAGUGUACAGUGUGCUUGCAUUCCUUGGGAAACAACAGAGAACCCUGACAAAGCGUAGCGUUCCACACCUUCAAAUCUCCCCACAUACCCACACUCAUACAUCAUGCCGAUUUAUUCCCAUUUCUGAUCGAUCUGCCGUUUGGGUUUUUAUUUAUGCCAGACGCGCUACUUCUCGAACGUCUUGGCCAGCUACCAACUACCAGCUUAUUAUCACUGCGUCUUUGCUGUACAACUCCUUUGCUGCUGCCAAUCACAUCUAGUGUGUACCAGUAAGCAUUUUACUUGUGGUGGUCUGUUUUAUGCAGCUGUAUGCCACCCCUGUAGGCUGUUGACAUGACCUCAUCAUGAUUCAUCCACUGUUUCUCCUAUUUCAAAAUACCAAGAGUCCAUAAACACUCUUGAAGAUACAGUACUGUAUAAAAACAUUUUUGGGUUUUCAUUAUUUUUGUAAGAAGCCUUUUCACACCAUCA